UACUCAUAUAAUAUUUUUUCGUGCAUUAGAGGAGCAGGAAAGAGAUUGCGGGUUGCAGCCGCGCUUUAGAAGGAGCAGGUACGCGAUGGUAGCUUCGAUCUCACCCUUCUGCACAUGGCUCUCAACUCCUCUUUCACUGCCUUCUUUGCACCGAACCCUUCCUCCAAAACCUUAUCACAUACUCGCCGCGGCACCUCCCGUAUCCUCUUUUGCUCCUCGCUUUCUCUCUCUCGCUACUUCUACAUGGCAUUGUCACCGUCGGCGCCGACCGAGGGACUUAACCGUCUUCGCCGAUGACGUUGACGUCGAUUCUGGCGGCGGGGACGACUACGACAUGGACGCUGACGAGGAAGAAGUGGAGGAGCUGGACAACAAGAAGGACUACGACCUGGAAUACGAUCACCUCCUUGGUGGCCCCAUCCUACCGGCUGAUGGUUCAUCGUCGGAUGACAUUGAGAUGGUGCGAAGCAGCAGUUUCGUCUCCACACUGGGCACGGAGUCCGAGAAGGUGGUAGAUUACCGGAUUAAUGAGGAAGAGUUCCACAAGAUUAGUCUUCUACACUGCGAUUUUUUCAUCCGAAAACCGCCUGACCCUGAUAAUAACGUCUAUGACUUUAGAGAGAUGUACGUCACUCCACCAGACACGGAUGUGUAUUCGAUUCCUAAGGUUCUUGCUCCCAUGCCCGAGAAGUACAUACGUUGUUCAAAAACAGAUUUUGGCUGUUAUAAUGUUAGUGAGCCACCAAUAGAUGCACCUCGUGACCCACUAUAUAAGUCUGAGAGGGAAGUCUUCAAGGUUUUUCUAACAAAACAUUACAGGAAUAGGCGAAUUGAUGACCCUGAAUUUAUACUUGAUUUUGAAGAGAUCUAUGUUAUUGACUCAAAAUCAAAAUCAAUAACUAGGGCUCAAGUUAUCGUGACAUUGCCAGAGGGGAAAGACAGAGAUCGAAGGAAUGAUUUACUCAUCAUUCGUGAUGGUGGAACGUCCUUCAAAAUAAUUGAUAAGAAUAAAAGGGAUGAUGCCACAACAGUAAUAGAAAGGGAAGAGUGGAUCGAGUCAAGGCGGGCGAUGGAAAAACAUUUAAGCAAACUUCGGGACUUCCAUAUUUCAAAUUGGUUUUAAAGACCUAGCAAUUCUGAUGAGGGUGCAAUGGCAGAUUAGUAUAUUGAAUCAGUGUAAAUGACUUAAAUGGAUUUGAUUUAUAUUCAAAAGCUUAUCUCUAUGAUUAUUAUCCAUUCUUUGCCAGGCAAUGCAUGUUGGUUUUAGGGAAUAGGUAGUAAAAUCUUUAACAUGGAUAUUUGAUGUGUUGUAAUCACUCAAUUAGCAUGUCUACCUUUCAUAUAAUGCUAUGUUAUUGGUGCUGUGUGAGCAAAUACUGAGGAAGUAUCUGGUUUUGUUUGGUGUUGUUUUGCUGUACAA
Molecule: messenger RNA, 1420 nt
Organism: Phalaenopsis equestris
Lineage: Eukaryota; Viridiplantae; Streptophyta; Magnoliopsida; Asparagales; Orchidaceae
Exons: 6
Coding region: 86-1123 (345 amino acids)
Cellular component (GO): plastid-encoded plastid RNA polymerase complex
Source: RefSeq, a predicted model, not a curated record